Molecule: messenger RNA, 1351 nt
Organism: Glycine soja
Lineage: Eukaryota; Viridiplantae; Streptophyta; Magnoliopsida; Fabales; Fabaceae
Exons: 1
Coding region: 164-1162 (332 amino acids)
Cellular component (GO): Golgi membrane
Molecular function (GO): hexosyltransferase activity
Source: RefSeq, a predicted model, not a curated record
ACCAUCUUUUUUCUUCUUAAAUAAACAAAAAAGGUGUAUGAAUUUGUAUUACUAAACAAUUACUACUUUAUAAGAGGAGAAGUCAAAAGGAAAAAGGAAAUCCCAGUAGCACGAAAAUGUUCACCUAUGCGUUACCUCUAAGAAACUUAGAAAUUUUAUUAGUAUGAUGACGAAGCCAACCUACACUACAGAACAUUUCAUUUCCAAGAUUAGCACAAUGGCGGUGAAGUCCUCAAAGCCCAACCGGGGGCGUUUCAUGCUCUCUUGUUUCGCAUUCAUCGUCUUCCUCUGCGUGUUCGCUUCAAUAAACGAAGUCCGAUUCAACAGCCUACUAAGGUUCGGUCGCUGUGCCCUGUCAAACGAAUCUCUUCCCACAAACUCAGAAGACAACGACCUCCGAAUCCUCAUCUCUGUCCUGACCCUCCCCGACCAGUACCAACGGCGACACUUCCUCCGCCUCGUGUACGGCACCCAAACCAUCAUUGAGGGCGCCAAAGUGGACGUGAAGUUCGUGUUUUGCAACCUCACAAAACAAGACCAAAAAGUCCUCGUGGCACUGGAGAUCAUGCAAUACAACGACAUCAUGAUCCUCAACUGCACCGAGAACAUGAACAAGGGGAAGACAUCCACGUUCUUCUCGAGCCUGCCCGAGAUCUUCAACAAGGAAACAACAACAAGCGGUAUCGUUCCUUACCCUCCCUACCACUACGUGAUGAAAGCAGACGAUGACACUUACGUGAGAGUAAACAGUUUAGUGAGGUCUUUGAGGCCGUUGCCGAGGGAGGAUUUAUACUAUGGGUUCGUGAUACCGUGUGGAAGCAUGGACCCUUUUAAGCACUACAUGUCUGGGAUGGGGUUUGUGGUGUCCUGGGACAUAGUUGAGUGGAUCCAUGGUUCUGAUAUUCCUAAGAAACACGUGGAGGGCCCUGAGGAUAAGGUGUUUGGAGAUUGGAUGCGUUGGGCUCGCCGUGGAAACAAUAGGUUCAAUGCUAAGUGGUCUAUGUACAAUUAUCCCGAUCCACCUUCUGUGUGUAGCCACGAGCUAUGGAAUGAUACUAUUGCGGUUCAUUUGUUGAAGAAUCAAGAAAAGUGGAUUCGGACUCUCACCUAUUUCAACCACACUGAUUCUCUAAAGCCAUCCAAGUUGUACCAUAUAUCUUAACUUAAUAGCUACUAUUAGGUGAUCUCAAUUAACCUUUGUUCUUUACCAUUUUGUUUAUUUUAUUUUAUUUUGUUUUUUUAUAUGUGAUGAUAGUAACAAUAUUACCAUAUCAUUUUGAGGGUCUUAAUAAGUUGUUAUCUUCUGUUGAGGAAGAGAAAAGAGGGAACAAUUUAACUUGCAAGGUGCGAA